UGUAGACAAACUUAAAAGCGCAAUUUUUAUUUUUAGCUUGAAAACAAACUAUCAGACGACGAGCUGUAUUAUUACAAUUCGCAGUUUACCGAUGCAAAUUCGUUUAUGCAGGGAUGCUAGAUUUAAAUUUAUCAUUUUAUCCUGUUUUGUCGGUUUCGGUUCACCAAGCGAACGUCUACCAUGGUACAUUUAAAAUGAAUGGGUUUUAUGACAAGGGUUAUUUCUUCGGUUCAUCGAUCGUAAGAGGUCGAAACGUUUGACCGUGAUAUAAUUUUAUACACGCUUGAUGGCUGUGUUAUCUGCUGUUUUAUCACGUUUAUUACUCAAACUUUAAAAUAAAAGUUUUCAAUAAUUUUUCAAAAGUUUAGUAUUAUCUUUGAAGGACCCAAUCUUUCACAGGAUCGAACACGGUUUUUUCCACACGUGUGUACACUUUACAGCGCUAUUGAAUAAAUUUCGAACCACCAUAAAACGAAAUUGAAAUAUCAUCUUUAAGAAUAUUAAUUUUGACAGAAUUUUGAACCAAUGUCCGUUAACUGUGGUUUAUUUUUUGUUAUAUUUUUUUUCUAUUGCAAAUUUUCUUUGACAGGAUUUAUCCUGUUGCAAUGUGUGCGGCAAUUUUUUUCGGUCAGCGGUGUUUAUAUUUCCCGCAUUCUGUUGUCAACUGAUUUACUUGAUAAAAUGCUCGCAAUAUGAUAUCGUCCUAAUUAAAAAAAACUUUCUCUUUCUAACUAUAUAUUUAUUCGAAACUUCGGAUUCUGGUUAAUACAUUGUUAUUCCUUACAUAAGCUUGCAGUAGGACAGGAUUAGAAAACAUCAUUAAUAGUUACAUGUCAAAGUAUGGACUAACAAAGUUCAGCUGCAUAGAACCAUGGAGUAAAUCACAGACUAUGAUAUAAAAAAUCUUGACUGUGAGGCUGCUGGUACAGAGCAUAUCUAUAUAGCAUGGACAACAAGCAGAAUUGGCAACUAUUCUGUUUACUUCUGUAAACUUCCAAGUUCAUCUUUCUGUCAAAAUGUUUCGGAGUUCAAGUUUGGUUGCACAAAGGAGGUUUUGCUGCCAAAUGUGAGACAGCAAUGUAAUAUUGCAGCAGCUGCUGCAUUUGAUCCAGUGGAUUUAUUCAACUAUUCUGUACAGAGUGUCAGUGGCAAUGGACCAAUGGUUACUGCAUUUAAAAGAUGCCUGCUGUCGGUAAAAAUGAAAUGCAGUCGUAUGACUGGACUUGAGUUGACUACUCCAAGCAGAGGAAGUCUUUGUUUGUCAUGGAAUAAGCCAGACAUGGGACAGAUGUCCAACCAGCUGUGCUACAAGAUCACUUAUGCACCUGUGGGAGCAAACUCACUACUUAAUUUAACUGUCACCAAGAUGAUUGAAGAUGCCUAUACUUACGACCUCCCCCCGACCUUAUCACCCUUCACAACAUACCAAGUGUUUGCACAGUGCUCUUUGAGCUGCAAAGGGGGCUGGGGUGAGGCUGCUGGGCCUAUCACUGGUACAUUACUAGAGGAAGCACCUUUUAUGCCGCUCAUGUUUGCCCCACCUGGUGAAGAGAAUAUCAACAGUAAGCUGAGGACUGUUGUUAUAAAUAUCAAACUUCCUCAGAAAAGUUAUUGGUAUGGCGUGAUUAGGGAAAUCAAGGUCACAUGUCUAGAAGAGUCUCUUGAUAACAGCACUCUACAGAAAUCAGUGAUCAGGGAGAACUAUACAGGAGGGGACACUGGAUACCAGGCCAUCACUCUAUCACCCCUACAGCGGCACAAGGGGUACACGGUGCACGCAGUGUACUGCAACAGUGCUGGGUGCAGCCCCCAGGGCGAUGGUCUCCAGAUCCCAUCCCAAGAUACAGACCCUCUGCCAUUCAAAGCUCCGUCACGCUCAUCUGGCCAAGCAUUGUUUGUAGGCGUCGGAUGCGGACUCGCUGUUGUUGCCGUUGUAAUCAUUGUUGUAUUAGUAUGUAGAUUCUGCCCUUUAGAAAGAAGAAGAAGAGGUCAAAGGAUUGAGGAGGUCUUCCCUUACCCGAUAGCGCCAAUGGUAUCAGAAGCCUCACUUCCGACCGGCAGUGCUAAUGAGUACGGCAAUCUGUACUCUGCCGCUGCAAGCGCAACCUCUCUAAACCGGUCAGUCUACAAUACAGACGCGAGUUCUCUUGUUUCUCAGCGAACUGAAGACCGACUUUCCGUCGAUGGAAGGGAUUUCUCUAAUGCCUCAGUGCGCUCUCUACGAAGCUGCAAUUCUCUGCCUUGCAUGACCGAAAACGAGCGUUCACGGAACGCUAUACCCGAGGAAGAGGGCCAAGAAGCGAGCUCUGGGGUUCUCCAUGAUGAUUGUUUUGGGCCUUCAUCCUUCGAUGUUGAACUCCCUUUAAUAAAAGUGAAUCUUAGGGACGAGGAUAAAAUGACUUGAUCCACAAGUAGGCGGCCAAUUUAAAGCGGCGGGGUACUCCACUAAUGUGUUUUGGACCGUCAUCUGUGGAUAAAGUUAGAGAACCUUUAAUGAGAUAGACCGUAGCAAAAAUGGAUAUACGUAGGAAACCAGUUAAUGUUGAAUGACUACAUCUUUUGUCCCCCUUUCCCUACUUCUUUGUACAGCAAGACAGUCAACUAUAAAGUCUUGAUAUUUAUAGCAGGGGGAGAAGAAAUUCUGUUAGUUGUCAACGAGUUACUGCGAGAAAAAUGUAGUUAGAAAUAACAUUACUUAAGGGGUCGCAAGAACUUUAAGUGAUGACAGAACCUUUUUUUUUGCUACAUGUCAACUGUUGUUGAUCCUGGUGUUUUUGUUGUUGAUAUUUUGUUGUUGAUAUUUAUGUAGCAUAUUACAUGUUAUUUGAUUCCUUGAUUUAUUUUAUUACAAAGCGAAUGCUUUCAUUGAUAGGAAAGGUAUCAUAGCAGAUGAAAGCUAUUUAUGUUAAUAAUUAUUUAUUAUUUCUCAAAUGUAUAAAAAGUGAUUUUCCAAGAAUAAUAAUACUCUUUUUAAGAUCUGAUCUUCUAGCUCGGAAAAACUGUGCAAACGAGUACAAAUUCACUUAAAAUCAAUUUAAAUCAUCCAAUCCAUACCACAAUAAAAAUAGUUUCAUUCGA
Molecule: messenger RNA, 3078 nt
Organism: Nematostella vectensis (starlet sea anemone)
Lineage: Eukaryota; Metazoa; Cnidaria; Anthozoa; Actiniaria; Edwardsiidae
Exons: 9
Coding region: 1160-2404 (414 amino acids)
Molecular function (GO): protein binding
Source: RefSeq, a predicted model, not a curated record